UUGUCCUGAACAAAUGCAUUGCACUCAUCUCAGCCUUCUUCUCUCUCUCUUUGCACUAGAGUUCUUCAGUUCACAGCCUACAAGAAUCCAAGAAGAUGUCUUGUGGAGGAAACUGCAACUGUGGCUCGAGCUGCAAGUGCGGCAGCGGUUGCGGAAACAUGUACCCUGGCCUGGCAGAGAAGACCACAACCACCUCAGCAACUGUAGUUCUCGGCGUCUCACCUGCAAAGGAGCAAUUUGAGGGAGUUGGCAAGGCAGCUGAGUCAGGUGAGGCUGGCCAUGGCUGCAGCUGUGGCUCCAGCUGCAAGUGCAGCCCCUGCAACUGCUGAAGGAGAAGAUCAUCUGCUGCAACUAUGAUAUGUGUACAAGUAAAUAAUGAGCCAUUUGGUGAAAUGGCUCCAGUGUGUGUGUGUGUGAGUCAGCUUGUUUUCAUCCUGAUGUAGUAAUGUGGUCUGUGAAUCUUGUUAGGUGUCUCCUUUAAUCUCCUGUCAGAAUGUAAUUAGAGGCUACUAUAUGUCAUGGCCUUAUGAUUGGAGCACCUGACGUUUUCAGGCUAUACUAUUACCAUGUUUGUGUCAGUGUAUGAGUGUUUGGUUGUGAAAUAUAAUAUGGUUUACUUGGACA
Molecule: messenger RNA, 624 nt
Organism: Oryza brachyantha (malo sina)
Lineage: Eukaryota; Viridiplantae; Streptophyta; Magnoliopsida; Poales; Poaceae
Product: metallothionein-like protein 4A
Exons: 3
Coding region: 96-329 (77 amino acids)
Molecular function (GO): metal ion binding
Source: RefSeq, a predicted model, not a curated record